AUGGGCUCCAAACGCCCAAUGCAGAGCCUGAUCCUUGAGAUCCUCAAUGCUCAACCAUCACUUAGAGAUUCAAAGACCUACCUCAACUCCUUUGCCCCUCGAACUCGUCAGCCCAGCUCUGCUGGGACAUCGCGACAGCUUCCGCCUGGCUUCUUGCAGCAACAGCAGCAUCAGAAGCAGCCCACCGGUGAAACGUCGUCGAGUGCCGGCUCAGGUCUGAAGCUGCCAAACUCCUUCCAACUUCCACCCCCGCCCAUUGCCAGACCCGCGAAGCCCAACAAGCAUAGCGACGACGUCAACCGACCUGAGCAUCUCGCUUCGCGGCAUUCAACUUCCCAAGAGCAGCAAGAAUUGAUCCCUGCAAAGGAUGGCACGGAGGCAGCCCUGCAGCCCGAGCUCUCGCCGGGGCCCAUCACUCAGCAGCACACCGCCUUGGUCAAAGUGCAGGGGCCUUUCACAGAUAGGCAAUUGGAGAGCAUAGCGGAGGGAAUGGUCUACCUCAAGAAGCUUGGGCUGGUCUCCGUCAUCGUGAUGGACUCAGAAGAGGCCACAUGGAGCAGUGGAAUGUCCCACUUUGCCUCCGUCGAUGGUCGACGCUUGGACGCUUCGGAGAUGGACGAGGUCGAAGAGGCUAGCAUGGCCCCUUGGCUUGGCGAGGCCGCCGUAAGAGCGAAGGGAGCCGCCAAGGCAGCGGCGGGUAGCAAGGGCAGACGUCUUGGAUUGGCUCAAGAGGCUCUCAGAAAGAGGCUCGUUGCGGACGUCUACAAGCUUUCGGAGCUCUUGUCUCAAAAGGGCGCUCCAGCCAGGCCUUUCCCUCAGGCUGUCAUGCGCGUGGAUGCCGAGGCAGUGACUGCUAGGCAUGCCGCCUCACCGCCUCACUUUCCGGAGAGAGCACCGAGGCGUUCAGCCAGAGAGGGCAAAGCAGGUCAUUGCUGGGCAAAACAGACAGCUUCAGCGCAAGGACAGAAUCUGGAGGCCAAAGCGUCGCUUGCCGCGGCGUCUUCAUCUUCGUCGUCGGUCACAGCUGCAGGUGGGAAUCUGAUGUCCGCAGUGCACAGAUCACCAGUGGCCAGCGACGACGACCUGUCCACCUUGCGGUCCGCCCUGGCCAGCGACCAAAUUCCAGUGUUGGCACCUCUUGCUCUGUACAGCGAUCCCGAAGAGCAUGGAGCAGAGAGAACUGUAUGCGUGUCUGCAGACGAUGUGCUUGUUGGGCUGGCUAGAGACAUGUCUGCUGCUGCGCGGGCUGAGGAGACCGCUGCGCUACAGGGACAAGGACUGGAAGACGGCGUCGACAUGAUGCCUCUGCGCUUGAUGGUCAUGUGA
This is a messenger RNA of Ceraceosorus bombacis, 1326 nucleotides long. The record is from the annotation of a GenBank genome assembly. Lineage: Eukaryota; Fungi; Basidiomycota; Exobasidiomycetes; Ceraceosorales; Ceraceosoraceae.